This is a messenger RNA of Colletotrichum karsti, 1578 nucleotides long. RefSeq lists its product as uncharacterized. The transcript has a single exon. The record is from RefSeq and is a predicted model, not a curated record. NCBI's taxonomy places the organism in Eukaryota, Fungi, Ascomycota, Sordariomycetes, Glomerellales, Glomerellaceae. Bases 1 to 1578 code for a protein of 525 amino acids.
AUGGCUUUCGAGUACCGUAUGCCCGGUACCUACUUCGACGCACAGCCCGGAGGAGUUCACCCCGGUGUCUUCCGAACCCCUUCUUCUCCCUCCGCAAGCUCCUCCUUCUACCUAGCACGAUCUACUGGAAGCUUCCACUCCGAUGCUGCGAAGCGAAACCGUAAACGUCGAAACGAUGUCUCCCGCGAGGCGACCCCUCUGCACGACUGGUGCGAUGGGAACAUGAGCCUCGAUAGCUCAGGCCAUCUGCCCCCGAAUCAAGAGACGCCCCAGCCGAACCGAGAGGCCCGCUACACACUCGCCGGCCAGCUCGAGACCCCCGGCACUGCCGCCAAACCGCCCUUCGAGAACGGCGCACUCGACGAGAGCACCUACUCGGAUGCCGACUACAGGAGACAGCUGGGAUCGAAACGGCCCCACGAGGAGAUAGAGUCGCCCGUCUGCUCUCAACCAACAAUGCUUGUGCAGCCCCAGCCCGUUUCGCUGGGGUGGAGCCGUUUUGCCAUCAACACCAUUGGCGGUGUAGUCGGCAAAGUCUGGGAGUUUUGCAAGGCCGGUCCAUUCAGAGGCUUCUCCGCUGGAGGCGGCAAAGCCUACACUAUCGACGGCCAGAGCCUGCCCAGUCCGGCGCCCGAGCCCAGCCCCGAGCUUCAAGCUCAGCUAUCGGAGAAGUCGAUUGUCCUUGGCAUCGAGAGUCCUCAGCCCAGCGCUCCUGUCCUCGACAUGACGCCGCCUGGUGGAUUUCCUCAGCCCGACUUCAUCAUUGCGAACGCUUUCACGACCACAAACCCCUUUGCCCACGAGGCCCAAGAUAUCCAAGAUACCAUUGCCCCCGAAACUACUCCGUCACGCCCAGCUGUGAAGCGUAGGCAGACUAGCGCCGGGAACCAUGAUGAGCUUCGCAACUGGGUUGUGGUGGACGACCAGGCUGCUGCCCACAGGAGAACUCUGCCACGGCCAGCAUCGCGUCCGGUGUCUCGUAACACAAGAGCAUCCAUGGUGACCGGACGCAGAAUCAGUGUCCCCAAGCCGCGCCUUAGCUCGACUCCCAACACCCAACGUAGGCCGACUACCAGCCACAGUAACAUCUCUCACGCUGGAACCGCUUCAAUGUCUCCGCGGCAGCCCGCCAGCUUCGCCGGUGCCUGGUCGCCCGAAACCACUACCCAUUUUACAGGCCCGUCUCCGAGCCGAAUCCCUCUGCCGACCCAGCCUGCCGGCAUGAGCCCCAAUCCCUUCGCGAGACCCAGCAACCCGAACAUGCGCCAAAGCGCCAUUCCCUCGCCGGUCCAGCCCAAGACCAGCCCCAAGUCACACCGACGCUCGCAUAGCAAUGCAUCGGCAGCGACGUCACGGGGAAGACAGAAGGAAUUCGGUGUUGACUCCAUCCGUGCAAGUCCUCGUCUGGAUGCCGAGGCCAAGAAACUAGCGGCUAGGAGGGUCCGCGAUGAGCAUGAUUCAGACGCGCGAAUUGACGAUUUGAACCAGAGACUGAAGGAGAUGAUCCGCCAGGGCCGAGAAGCCCUCGGUACGAAGAUCGAAAUUGACGGUGACGACGGUGGAUGGAUGGACGAUUGA